Ornithodoros turicata is the source of this 786-nucleotide messenger RNA. RefSeq lists its product as uncharacterized. The coding region runs from base 112 to 726 and encodes 204 amino acids. The transcript has 4 exons. NCBI's taxonomy places the organism in Eukaryota, Metazoa, Arthropoda, Arachnida, Ixodida, Argasidae. The record is from RefSeq and is a predicted model, not a curated record.
UCCAGCAACACUGUAGCCACAAGGGACCUCAAACAGUGGAUACCAGCCACCGUCAACCAUAUAUAUUGGUGCGCUGCUGUGAGUGGUGGUGACGGUGACUUGCUGGCUGCCAUGUGGAAGAGCUCCGUAAAUCACGUGGCUAACAUCCAUGAGGGUCAUGACCCCAGCUACCCACGUUGUCUGCACAAGCCCAACCAGGAGUCAGCCUGGCUUCAGCCUGGAUCUGUAGCACAUGCAAAGUUCAAGGCCAUUGUUACUGCUCCCCUCCUGCUGAAAGAUAUACCCCAACUGUCCCCUGCCACGCAGACAUAUGGCCUAGAAAGUUUCCAUAGCGUGCUCAACAACUUCGCACCAAAGUCAACGGCAUUUUCCCCUGAAGGAAUGUUGGAGCGAACAUCCCUCGCCAUUCUCCACUUCAAUGAAAAUUCCUGCCGCAAACAAGCACAGACUUUGACUGCUGAAGAGCGUUGGAAACUGAAGGUGCCAAAAGGCAGGGGAGGGCACAUCAUUGCAUGCCCAGUGAAGGAGGAUGCAACAUUCAGUUAUGUUGACAUCCUCCUCGACGAGACACUUCUAAGAUGCUCCUCCCUACCUUCAUUUAAAGCAGCACUUGAGGAAGCAACCCCACUUGCCACCCCACCAAUGACCUCUGACACCUACCCACGACAACGCCGGGAGGACAUCAUUGAGGCCCGCAAGAGCAGAUUCGUGCAGCAUCCCCAGUGAUGGCUUGGCCAACAGAUAUGAGCUGGCACUGGCAGCACCUCAUGACAUGACUACGUCUGC